Molecule: messenger RNA, 1254 nt
Organism: Beta vulgaris subsp. vulgaris (sugar beet)
Lineage: Eukaryota; Viridiplantae; Streptophyta; Magnoliopsida; Caryophyllales; Amaranthaceae
Product: annexin-like protein RJ4
Exons: 6
Coding region: 81-1016 (311 amino acids)
Cellular component (GO): cytoplasm
Molecular function (GO): calcium ion binding; calcium-dependent phospholipid binding
Source: RefSeq, a predicted model, not a curated record
UUAGACACCUUCUCCUUCUUUUUUUCAUUCAACAAAAUCUUUUGAAAACCAAACCAACUUCAAAGACUUGUAAUUUUACAAUGGCUACCCUCAAUUCCCCUGAACAUACUGAUCCCCUUGCUGAUGCUGAAGCUCUUCAUAAAGCUUGCGAAGGAUGGGGAACAGAUGAAAAGGGUAUCAUCGAAAUCAUUGGUCACAGAAAUGCAGCACAAAGGAUGUUGAUUAAGGAAGUUUAUGAACAGCAGUUUAAUGAAAAUCUUAUUAAGAGAUUUGAGAAAGAACUUUCUGGGGAUUUUGAGAAAGCUGUAUACCGAUGGAUGCUGGACCCCUGUGAUCGGGAGGCUGUUCUAGCACAUAAUGCUCUGAAGAAAGCGGAUUUCAAAGUAAUCAUCGAACUUUCUUGCAUUCCAUCAGCUGAAGAAUUCUUGGCUGUCAAGCGAGCGUAUCAGGCUCGAUACAAACAUAGCUUGGAGGAAGAUGUUGCUUGUCACUUCUCGGGUGAUAUGCGCAAGUUGCUGCUUCUGCUAGUCAGUGUUUAUAGGUAUGAGACCGAAGUAUCGGAGCCAAAAUUGGUGGAGGCAGAAGCUGAACUCCUUCAUAAGUAUAUCAAAGAUAAGGAGUAUAACCAUGAUGAGAUCAUAAGGAUCCUUACCACAAGAAGCAAGAUUCAGCUGAUUUCAACUUUUUAUCGCUUUGGAGAUAUCUGUGAAACUCCCAUUGUUGAGAGUUUGGAUUCUGAUGACGACUUUGUUGUAGCGCUCCAAGCUGCCAUUCGAUGCAUCAAGUCUCCCCAAGAGUACUUGGAACAGGUUCUGACUGAUGCGCUUAUGAAGCACGGAACGGAUGAGGAAGCACUGACAAGAGUGAUAGUAACAAGGGCUGAGAAGGACUUGGCAGAUAUCAAGGAGCUAUUUUACAAGAGGCACAGUAGGACCUUGGAGCAUGUUGUGCUUAAGGAGACUCGCAGCGACUACGAGACCUUCCUCCUUACUUUGCUUGGAAAAGAAGAUCAUUAAACAAGGGAUCAAUGCAUAUGACAGUUUCAGUGUUAUCACUGUACUUGGUCCAUUCUUGUGUUGUGGCCAUUUUAGUGCUGGUGAGAGACUUUAUGAGGCUUUGAGCCUUUUAUCCUUGCUGUGUGCGCUAUGUAUUGCUGAGUAUUCUGGUUAGUGAAUGUUGCACCCUUUGGUUGAUCUGGUGCAACAUCAGCUUAAAUAAAAUGAGAGGUGAAAUUUAUUUUACCUUUUCUUUUUU